This is a messenger RNA of Etheostoma spectabile (orangethroat darter), 3153 nucleotides long. RefSeq names its product colony stimulating factor 1b (macrophage) (gene csf1b). The record is from RefSeq and is a predicted model, not a curated record. Gene Ontology annotation, molecular function: growth factor activity; cytokine activity. Gene Ontology annotation, cellular component: membrane. NCBI's taxonomy places the organism in Eukaryota, Metazoa, Chordata, Actinopteri, Perciformes, Percidae. The coding region runs from base 188 to 1003 and encodes 271 amino acids. The transcript has 9 exons.
ACUCAUUCUUUGCAGGAGGAGCACAUCGGGCAAUGCCUUUAAGAGCAGCGCCACAUGACAAAGUGUCAAAAUUACUUGACAGCAAAUCCCUUCCUGUGGAGUGGAACUGAAUAUAUGAAAAGGAUCUCUUUGCUUCAAUGUGUGUGACAGAGGAGUCUGGUGUUUUCCAUUGUCAAACACGUACCAGAUGACCAUCCUUGUGUCAACCCUGAUUCAGAGCAAAGCUAAGUUGCAGGUAAAGUGUCUGUGUGUACUUGUGUUCCUGAGCUUCCCUCUGACUAUGGCUGAAGUCCCUGGUCCAUGCAGACAUUCCAUCACAAGGGAGCACCUGCUGACAGUCAGGCAUCUGAUGGAUAACCAGUUGAGAAGUGGGUGCUCGAUAACCUACACAUUCAUAGAACCGAGAAGUUUGAGCAAAUGUUGCUUUGUGAAAGCUGCUUUACCCUGGAUCCUGGAGCUCCUUACCACCCACUUCAAAUACAGUCGGGGUUCAGUCAAUGAUGGCUACGUUCAGUCCCUGAGAGCACUUAUCCUCAACAUCUACUCUCAGAAAUGUGUGCCUCAGAUUAAUGAAGAGGUUGAGGACAAGCCAGAGAGUUUUGAGAUGCUCUACAGAGGGUCUACUUCAGAGGCCCUGCAGAGGGCUUCAGAGGUGCUGUCCGUUUACUGGGAGCUGGUGACGACGAGCGACACACCAGUAGACUGGAGAUGCCAGCAGGAAUACACAGAAAUCUUUGGCUCUACCACCGAGCUAUACACAGAGUCAACCACAGAACAUUUUACAGACAGUCAUGCUAGGAACUCUGUGAAGGCCUCGCAGAGAAGACCAGUCAGAGACCUGUACAAGCUUGGCUUCAUCAUUGUCUCUAUCUGCGGAGGACUGCUGUUCAUACUCACUCUCUACUGUCUCAUCACACAAAAGAGAUUUCACAACCCUCACAGAUCAAGAUCAUAUACGAACUUCAGGAGAAACCUGCAGGACAUAGAGAUGGAGCCACAAUAAUGCAGCAAAGAGCUCAUCGCUGCAGCAGCAGACGGAGCACUUGUGAAGCUGCCCGUUUUAAUCUUGAAGUUUUUAUAUCAAUGUUGUGUGUUUAAUGUGCCAUGCUCACCUAUUUAAUCAGAAGCUUGGCUUUGACUGAGAGCAAAGAUGGACUUUAUAUGGAAUAAUAUGGUAUGUAUAUUAUGUUUAUGCGUUAUGUAUUGCAAAUAUCUUUUCACUAAAAAAAGUUUUAUUUUUACACUAGUUAUGUAUGUUGAAUGUCUUUCCAUUGGCUACCACUUAACCAACUGUUUGUAAUGUUGUUUACACAAGGUAUUUAUUAGUUUGACUCUAUUUAAUCACCGUAAUGAUAAUAAAGGUUUUAUUAAUACCAAAUAUAAUGCUUUCCAACUGUCAGUGCAUACAAGCACAAUGGAAUCCCAUUUAAAGAGCAGGAAUUAACCUUGUUAAAGGGUUAGGGCUACCUUAUAGCCCACAUUCUGUUUGACUUUAUACUUUAUGAGGAGUCAGAAAAUGUUCUAUCCUUGUCAAGGCAGUCGUUCCCCUCAUUAUCAGCCUACAUUAUUGAUCACAGUCUUCAUGCAGUCAACUUUUAAAAGCUAUGAUUUGUUUAUUGAGUUGUUUUUUUUUAACACAACAGUGGGUUUCAACAUGAACUCUGAAGAAUAUUCUGUUAAUGAUAAAACACACCAAGCUGUUGUUACUGGCAGAGAGAUGGAGAUACGAUCCCGAUAGAUACACACCGGUCGCUGCUGCAGCUACACAAGUAAUGUCUUUACUUAACAGGGCGUGACAGGAGUUGUUGGAUAAUGAUAACAGAGAGAGAAAGAGAAAGAGAGAGAGAGAAAAGAGGGCAGUGCACAUGCAUUCCCUCGUGUUGUCAUGACGUUCACUCAUGUUUACUCAGUGAAAAAUUCCCACGUGAUUGUGUGCAUGUGUGUUGGCCUCUAUUUUGUUUUUUAAGAAUCUGUGUAGGAAACAGAGGAAGUAUAAAAAAGUCUUACCUCCAAGCCUCUGCAGAACCUUGCGCAGCCAGCAAUAUAUUAUGAUUUAUAACAAAUUUAAUUUCACAGGCUACCGCUUAUCAGUGCGCAACCGCUGUUGCACUGGCAGUAAUCCAUUCCUCAAUCCUUAAACUUUGCACCAUUACAAAACAAGGAAAGUAUUUCUGUAAUUCACUUUAGUGCCUUACUGCAGAGGAUUAAAGGCAGCUGUGCAAGAUGAAAAGGCAAGUCUUCAACAGUAAGUAUGUGGGAUCUGCCUAAGACCAGUUAGAGUUGUCAAGAGGGCUGCCACCCUUUUUCUUUAACCCAAACUUUCUGACACUUUUAUCGUCAAAUGUCACUGUUAACAGUCAGGGGCAAAAAUAAAUCUGGAAACUGAUUUUUCUUUCAGUGUAAUAAUAGGUUCAAAGAUAAAAGAUUCACAAAAAAAUGCAUAUUUCAUAGCGUUCCUGCUAAGUAGGUACAAACUGAAAUGCGCCAAUUCUCAUAUUAUAAAUCCUGAUAAUACGUCACUGACUGUCAAGCACAAAUUAUUACAAUACACAUGGGCUCAGAAAUUACAGCCCAAAAAGCCUUUUAAAAAGUGAGUGUUUUGUAGUUAUCAAAACACACACUACAGCUAAAAUAAAAGAAAAAAAGUUAUAAGAUACAGUUAUUACAGCCUUGAUACCAAUAUAGGAUUAUCUUUGGAUAAUUCAGAGGUUUAUUUGAGGAGGAAUACAUGUUUUUCACCUGUUAUAUACACUUGAUCACACAACAAAUAGUAUUCCAUAGAUGGCCGGCACAGUCAAACAAUAGUGUCACUGAUCACAUGUUAAAGGGACCUUGACAAAUAGAUGCUCAACCUGCUGUUUUAUCACCUUGUGCCACAUGGUGGAGGCAAAGAUCCAAACUGAAUCUCACACUGAUGACAGGAAGUUUUAUAAAGGUUUUACUUUGCCAGACACGAUACAAGUAGAACUUGUCAUCGGCUACAUUGUAUUUAUGCUCUGGGUUAUAUUUUUGCCAGAAUACUGGAACUGAGUUUGUGGAAAGGAUGUCAGUCAUCUGGGUUUUUCUCAUUCGUGUGUCUGUCAUCUGGAAACUGUGACUAUACAGCUCUGGUAUUUCCCUUUGACUAAUACUGGAACAUCAUUCAAUCAUUUG